GACCUACUGGUCUACUGGAUAAGUUGUGAGUAGAGAGUUCACCCAGGAACAAAAUCCAGUGUUCCGAGAGCGGAGGCAUUUUGCAGCAGAAAGGCUCCGACUGUCCAACUUAGGUCACCGUAGUAGUAGUAGUCAUGGCGCAUUCAUGCGUCGCAACGUCGACUUCAUCUCUCCGAUUCAACUCUCUCCUCUUUUCAUCUAACCCUACUUCCCGUUCUGACACCCAGAAGCUCUUUCUCCCAUUCCAACCUCUUCGCCCCAGCAGGAAAUUAAGGAGUUCGGUUUCCAAGGCCAUUUACUCCGAUGGAUUUUGGGCGCCGGAGCCGAGUUCACGGCAAGGGAUUUGGUCUAUUAGGGACGAUUUAAAAGUUCCAUCUUCCCCAUACUUCCCUGCUUAUGCACAAGGAGGACAGGGUCCGCCGCCUAUGGUUCAAGAGCGUUUCCACAGUGUUAUCAGCCAGCUCUUUCAACACAGAAUAAUACGGUGCGGUGGAGCUGUUGAUGAUGACAUGGCCAACAUUAUCGUCGCCCAACUUCUAUAUCUCGAUGCUGUAGACCCCAACAAGGAUAUUGUAAUGUAUGUAAACUCUCCAGGGGGCUCAGUGACAGCUGGUAUGGCCAUAUUUGAUACCAUGAGGCAUAUUAGACCUGAUGUUUCAACUGUCUGCGUCGGACUGGCAGCUAGUAUGGGGGCUUUCCUUCUUAGCUCUGGCACCAAAGGAAAGCGAUAUAGUUUACCAAACUCAAGGAUAAUGAUCCAUCAACCUCUUGGAGGGGCUCAAGGUGGGCAGACUGAUAUAGACAUCCAGGCGAAUGAAAUGCUGCACCACAAGGCUAAUCUGAAUAGCUACCUCUCCUACCACACUGGCCAAAGCCUCGAGAAGAUCAACCAAGAUACUGAUCGCGAUUUCUUCAUGAGUGCAAAAGAAGCCAAAGAGUAUGGAUUAAUAGAUGGUGUCAUCAUGAAUCCUCUCAAAGCCCUACAACCACUAGCUGCCUCUGCUGAUCAGUGAUGGGUUCCUCGUCCAACUUCACACCUUUCUCAGAGGGAGAGUUUUGAUUAUCAGGGUGAAAAUAGUGAGUUUUUGAUAUUGUCCUUGUCCUUACAAUAGCUUGCUAAUCUUUGGUCAAAGGAUGAAAUAACAAGUUUUAAAAUCAGCUGCAUCAUUGGUGCUGUGCAUGGUCUAUCCAUUGUAAAUCUAGACAACCGUCUAUGAUCGAUCAAUAAAAUAUUUUUCCUUGCAGCAUAAAAGAAAGAAAAAGAUAA
This is a messenger RNA of Nelumbo nucifera (sacred lotus), 1267 nucleotides long. RefSeq names its product ATP-dependent Clp protease proteolytic subunit 5, chloroplastic-like. Gene Ontology annotation, molecular function: serine-type endopeptidase activity; ATPase binding; ATP-dependent peptidase activity. Gene Ontology annotation, cellular component: endopeptidase Clp complex. The record is from RefSeq and is a predicted model, not a curated record. Lineage: Eukaryota; Viridiplantae; Streptophyta; Magnoliopsida; Proteales; Nelumbonaceae. Gene Ontology annotation, biological process: protein quality control for misfolded or incompletely synthesized proteins.